AUGUCUACCGUUCUCCGCCAGACCCAGCCCGAGGAGGCUGUCGACGAGACGCAAUUCGUCGAGGACCACCACCACCAGCACAGGGACUCUGUCCACCACCGUCUGCGGGCCAAUUCGGCUAUCAUGCAGUUCCAGAAAGUCCUCGUCGCCAACCGUGGCGAGAUCCCCAUUCGUAUCUUCCGAACAGCCCACGAGCUGUCACUUCAAACAGUUGCCAUUUUCUCCCACGAAGACCGACUCUCCAUGCACCGUCAAAAGGCCGAUGAGGCCUACAUGAUCGGAAAGCGGGGCCAAUAUACUCCCGUUGGUGCGUACCUUGCCAUUGAUGAGAUUGUCAAGAUUGCCCAGGAACAUGGCGUGCAUUUGAUCCAUCCCGGAUAUGGUUUCUUGUCAGAGAAUGCCGAGUUCGCCCGGAAGGUCGAGAAGGCGGGCAUGGUUUUCGUUGGUCCUACUCCCGACACUAUUGAUGGCCUGGGUGACAAGGUCUCUGCUCGUCGGGUAGCUAUCAAGGCCAAUGUACCCGUUGUUCCGGGUACUGAGGGCCCGGUCGAACGCUAUGAGGAAGUUAAGGCCUUCACUGACACUUACGGCUUCCCCAUUAUUAUCAAGGCUGCCUUUGGUGGUGGUGGCCGUGGUAUGCGUGUUGUCCGCAACCAGGCUGAACUGCGAGACUCCUUCGAGCGUGCUACAUCGGAAGCUCGCUCGGCGUUCGGCAACGGCACAGUCUUCGUCGAGCGUUUCCUCGACAAGCCCAAGCACAUUGAGGUCCAGCUGCUGGGUGACAACCACGGAAACGUUGUUCACCUCUUCGAGCGUGACUGCUCGGUUCAGCGUCGUCACCAAAAGGUUGUUGAGAUCGCCCCCGCAAAGGAUCUCCCAGUGGAUGUCCGUGACCGUAUUCUUGCCGAUGCCGUCAAGCUGGCUAAGUCCGUCAACUACCGCAACGCCGGUACUGCUGAGUUCUUGGUCGACCAACAGAACCGCUACUACUUCAUUGAAAUUAACCCCCGCAUCCAGGUCGAGCACACCAUUACUGAGGAAAUCACUGGGAUCGAUAUCGUUGCGGCGCAGAUUCAGAUCGCUGCUGGUGCUACUCUUGAGCAGCUCGGCUUGACUCAGGACCGCAUCUCCACUCGCGGUUUUGCCAUCCAAUGCCGUAUCACCACCGAAGAUCCCUCCAAGGGCUUCUCGCCUGAUACUGGUAAGAUCGAGGUGUACCGUUCCGCUGGUGGUAACGGUGUUCGUCUCGAUGGUGGUAACGGUUUCGCUGGUGCCAUUAUCACCCCUCACUACGACUCCAUGUUGGUCAAGUGUACUUGCCGUGGAUCUACUUAUGAAAUUGCUCGCCGCAAGGUCGUUCGUGCCUUAGUCGAGUUCCGUAUUCGUGGUGUCAAGACCAACAUUCCUUUCUUGACAUCUUUGCUUAGCCACCCCACCUUCAUUGAUGGCACUUGCUGGACCACUUUUAUUGAUGAUACCCCCGAAUUGUUUGCCCUGGUCGGCAGUCAGAACCGUGCCCAGAAGCUGCUCGCAUACCUGGGUGAUGUCGCUGUGAACGGUAGCAGCAUCAAGGGCCAAAUCGGCGAGCCCAAGCUCAAGGGCGACAUUAUCAAGCCCAUUCUCCACGACACCGCCGGCAAGCCGCUCGAUGUAUCUUCCCCCGCGACUAAGGGCUGGAAGCAGAUCCUUGACCAGCAGGGCCCCGAGGCUUGGGCUAAGGCCGUGCGUGCCAACAAGGGUUGCUUGAUCAUGGACACCACCUGGCGUGAUGCCCACCAGUCUCUGCUCGCCACCCGUGUUCGUACCAUUGACCUGCUGAACAUCGCGCACGAGACCAGCCACGCCCUCGCCAACGCCUACAGUCUUGAGUGCUGGGGUGGCGCGACUUUCGAUGUCGCCAUGCGCUUCUUGUAUGAGGACCCCUGGGACCGUCUGCGCAAGAUGCGCAAGGCCGUUCCCAACAUCCCCUUCCAGAUGCUUCUCCGUGGUGCCAACGGCGUUGCCUACUCUUCCCUUCCCGACAACGCCAUCUACCAUUUCUGUAAGCAGGCCAAGCGAUGCGGUGUCGACAUCUUCCGUAUCUUCGAUGCCCUCAACGACAUCGACCAGCUCGAGGUCGGUAUCAAGGCAGUUCACGCCGCUGGAGGUGUCGUCGAAGCUACCGUCUGCUACAGCGGUGACAUGCUGAACCCAUCGAAGAAGUACAACCUCGAAUACUACCUCAACCUAGUCGACAAGAUCGUUGCGCUCAAGCCCCAUGUCCUUGGCAUUAAGGAUAUGGCUGGUGUUCUGAAGCCCCAGGCUGCUCGCCUUCUGAUCGGCGGUAUCCGCGAGCGUUAUCCUGACCUUCCUAUCCAUGUCCACACCCACGACUCUGCUGGUACUGGUGUGGCGUCCAUGAUUGCCUGCGCCCAGGCUGGUGCCGAUGCCGUUGACGCUGCCACUGACAGCCUCUCUGGCAUGACCUCCCAGCCCAGCAUCGGUGCCAUCCUGGCUUCUCUCCAGGGCACUGAGCAGGACCCUGGUCUUGACAGCGCUCAAGUGCGGGCUCUUGAUUCCUACUGGGCCCAGCUGCGCCUGCUGUACUCGCCCUUCGAGGCGGGUCUCACUGGCCCUGACCCCGAAGUUUACGAGCACGAAAUCCCUGGUGGUCAACUGACCAACCUCAUCUUCCAGGCUAGUCAGCUUGGUCUAGGCCAGCAGUGGGCCGAGACCAAGAAGGCCUAUGAAGUUGCCAACGAUCUCCUCGGCGAUAUCGUCAAGGUCACGCCGACUUCCAAGGUCGUUGGUGAUCUUGCCCAGUUCAUUGUCUCCAACAAGUUGACAUCCGAGGACGUUGUUAACCGGGCAGCAGAGCUAGAUUUCCCUGGUUCCGUCCUUGAGUUCUUGGAGGGUCUCAUGGGCCAGCCCUACGGCGGUUUCCCCGAGCCUCUGCGCUCCAAGGCACUUCGCGAGCGCCGCCAGCUUGACAAGCGUCCUGGUCUCUUCUUGGAGCCCCUGGACCUCGUCAAGAUCAAGUCGGAUAUCCGGGAAAAUUUUGGAGGCGCCACUGAAUAUGAUGUGGCCAGCUAUGCCAUGUACCCCAAGGUCUUCGAGGACUACAAGAAGUUCGUUCAGAAGUUUGGUGAUCUUUCCGUUCUUCCUACCCGCUACUUCUUGGCUAAGCCUGAGAUUGGCGAGGAGUUCCACGUUGAGCUUGAGAAGGGUAAGGUACUUAUUCUCAAGUUGCUCGCCAUCGGUCCUCUUUCGGAGCAGACCGGUCAGCGUGAGGUCUUCUACGAAGUGAACGGAGAAGUCCGCCAAGUCGCUGUCGAUGACAAGAAGGCUUCGGUUGAGAACGUUGCCCGCCCCAAGGCCGACAUUGGUGACAGCAGCCAGGUCGGUGCUCCUAUGAGCGGUGUUGUUGUUGAAAUUCGAGUCCACGAAGGCUCUGAAGUCAAGAAGGGUGACCCGGUCGCUGUUCUUAGCGCUAUGAAGAUGGAAAUGGUUAUCUCGGCUCCUCACAGCGGAAAGGUGUCUGGCUUGCUGGUUAAGGAGGGUGACUCUGUUGACGGCCAGGAUCUCGUCUGCAAAAUUGCCAAGGCUUGA
Aspergillus puulaauensis is the source of this 3588-nucleotide messenger RNA. RefSeq names its product pyruvate carboxylase. Gene Ontology annotation, cellular component: cytoplasm. The record is from RefSeq and is a predicted model, not a curated record. Gene Ontology annotation, molecular function: metal ion binding; pyruvate carboxylase activity; ATP binding. The transcript is spliced from 2 exons. The coding region runs from base 1 to 3588 and encodes 1195 amino acids. NCBI's taxonomy places the organism in Eukaryota, Fungi, Ascomycota, Eurotiomycetes, Eurotiales, Aspergillaceae. Gene Ontology annotation, biological process: gluconeogenesis; pyruvate metabolic process.